GUGCCUAUCAAGUUUAACUGGUAGACAUGCUGCGUAUGAGACAGUUGAUCAUGUGACAGGCUAGAGGAGAAAGUGACUGUUACAGAUAGACAGUUAGGAGAGUGCAGAGGAGAACUGUGUAUCUGAUGACCCUAGCGAUUACAGGUAGAUUUGAGGAGAGUGCUAUGGAGAGAAAAUAUAAAAAGCUGAAUAUUUUGGAGGAGGAUAGAAAGAUGGCCGGAGAGAGAAGUCAGGAGAGCAGUGAGCUGCAAAUGAAAUGGCCAAAACAUCACAAAAGGCCAAGGAGUCCACAGACCUUCAGAGGAGGCAGUAAGAGGAGGAAGAGAUGCCGUGCUCAAGCCAGAAGACCUGCCCCACUGAAGAUUAGCAGUUAUGAAGUCCACAAAGUCCUUGGGCGAGGAAGUUUUGGCAAAGUAAUGUUGGCUACACUCACCAGCAGGAAACAACUUGUGGCACUUAAAGUCCUGGAGAAAAGACCAGAGAUCAUGAAGGAACACCGUGCCCUGAAGAUUGCUGGGGGAAGCCCUUUUCUUUGCCAUGCCUAUGCAGCAUUCCAGUCAAAGCUGCAGGCCUUCUUCGUCCUGGAGUACGCCAGUGGGGGCAGCCUUUCUACUGUGAUGGAGAACGGACCCUUUCCAACAUCUACAGUCAUGUUCUACGCGGCAGAGAUGGUUUGUGGAUUACAAUUUCUUCAUUCCAGAGGAAUUGUUCAUCGUGAUAUUAAACUGGAAAACAUUCUGCUGGACCAAAAUGGACACAUUAAAAUUUGUGACUUUGGUCUGGUGGCUCACAACAUAUUCGGCAAUAGAACCACCAGAGGCCGAAUAGGAACCUACGGAUACAUGGCUCCGGAGGUUAUGCUUAUGAAGGAAUAUAAUGCAGCUGCAGAUUGGUGGUCACUUGGUGUCGUCAUCUACCGAAUGGCCAUAGGGAGAUCCCCAUUUUACAAUGGUCGAGUCCGGACAAUGGUGCAAGAGUCCACUGUCAGUGACGAGCCCCAAUACCCUGAGUGGAUUAGUCCAGAACUGCAGGACCUACUGGAAAAGCUCUUAAAGAAGAAUCCUCAGCAUCGUCUUGGCACCAAUGGAAACAUCAGGGAGCACCCUUUCUUUGCUUCUAUCAAUUGGGUGGAGCUGGAGAGUCUGAAAGUAAAACCCCCUCUCCAGCCUAGAAUGCCAUCGACUGAUUCUUCUGGCUCAUCUUUAGAGAUUGAGAAAGACAACAUCGGAUGUAAUGACAUCAACAUCCUCUCAGGGUUCUCCUUUAUAAAUCCCAACUGGCAGGAGUAAGUAAUGGGCAAAAAAACAACCGAGGCAUCAACUGUGGGGAUCUGCCCAGUAUGUAAGUACAACAUCCUGCUGCUGCAUGGAGCCAUGUAAUGAUUUGCUGCCAUUUCCUUUUUAUAACAUCUGCACCAGAGUUCCUGAUGCCAAGUAAGAAAAGGAAUUGUAAUUAAUGUUAAGGCUUUAAAAAAAAAAAAAAAGUAUUUUAGCAUAUAUAAGAUUAGUUAACAGGUAAUGUUUAAAUUCUAGAAAUAUUUUAUCACAAGGUUAAUUAAUAUCUUAUCAUUACAUUUUUACUAAUUAUUUAUAAUAUAUCAUUUA
This is a messenger RNA of Xenopus laevis (African clawed frog), 1604 nucleotides long. Its product is annotated as protein kinase C delta type-like. The record is from RefSeq and is a predicted model, not a curated record. The transcript has 9 exons. Bases 126 to 1289 code for a protein of 387 amino acids. Lineage: Eukaryota; Metazoa; Chordata; Amphibia; Anura; Pipidae.